UUUAGGUUAAAAAAUGACAUCUUAUCUGGGCUUUCUGAUCCUAAGCUGUUUAGUUCUUGGAAUAGUUGCUGAUAGUUUAAAAGGUAGACAUGAAGGAAAGAACGGAAGGGUUUUGAUGAAAAAAAAGAUAAAAAUCCCUCAUCAACACGAAAAUUCAGAUAUGAACCACAAACUCAGCGAGAUUGUUCCAGAAAGACCUGACAAUGCUAAAAGAUUUCUGUCAUUGUUUACUGUUGUCUCGUUCGCCAACGAAGCUUGUAGCACUACCACGGGUAUAAAUGGAACUUGUUUCUCGCGAAACGACUGUGUUAAUCAAGGAGGAACACCCUCGGGUACUUGUGCUUCGGGCUUCGGAGUUUGUUGCUUAGUCACUGCAACCUGUGGAGGCUCCACUAAUGUCAAUGGAACAUAUUUUCACAGCAUAGACUAUCCAUCUACAUUCGACAGUGUUGGUUCUUGCCAGUUAACUGUUAAUAAACAAGCGGAUAGUGUGUGUCAGCUAAGGCUGGACAUGGAGAACAUGGUAAUUGCUCAGCCGACCUCUACAGAUCAAAAGUGUGAGUCCGACCAGUUUAUAGUGACAGGAGGCGCUCCUAUACCUGCUAUCUGUGGCGUCAACACCGGAGCGCAUAGCCCAGAGAUAACUGACCAGAAGUGCACUGAUGAUAUGUUAAUGAUUCAUGGCGGGUUCCCUAUUCCAAAUAUAUGUGGGACAAAUACGAAUCAACAUUUGUAUGUUGAUAUGGGAUUGUCCUCAAGCUCUCCAGUUGUACUGACAGUUGUGACCGCGGGCACUUCUUUUGCACGUUCCUUUUCAAUCAAAGUCACUCAAAUUGAGUGCAAUUCUCUUUCAAAAGCAAGCACGGGGUGCCUUCAGUACUUCCAAGGUGUCUCUGGUCGAAUUUUUUCUUUCAAUUAUAAUGAAGCAACUGGACUUCAGCUCUCGGAUACUGACUAUUCUGUUUGUGUAAGAACUGAGAGAAAUUUCUGUGGUAUUCAGUACUCUGCUUGUACGGAUACAGCAAACACACCGUCUCGGGCCUUUUCUGUGACGGGUGGAACACCAGCAGAGGGUAGCAAGGUUGGAACUCAGUGUGCUACCGACUGGCUAACUAUUCCAUGUGCAACCAAUACCCAUGACCCCAAGGCGCAAAACGGCACACCUACAGUCUGUGUUGAUAGAAUUUGUGGAAUGGUCUUUAACUCUGCGACCACAGCUGCUAACUCACCUAAUGUCCCGGUCUACAGUUAUACAAAGCCUUUCAACAUUUAUGUUCACACAGAUAGUACAGAAAGUAGUUCUAGUCCUGCUGAGACCAAUAACAGAGGAUUUUGUUUGAAUUUUAUCCAGCAACCCUGCAUAGCUUCAAGUGGAAAAUGAAAAUAUAUAUAUAUUUGUUUAUAUCGAUGUUUUUUAUUGUUAGGCUUAUUUUUGUAUAUUAAGAUUUGAUUAUUGAUGUA
This is a messenger RNA of Eurytemora carolleeae, 1461 nucleotides long. RefSeq lists its product as uncharacterized. The coding region runs from base 14 to 1381 and encodes 455 amino acids. Lineage: Eukaryota; Metazoa; Arthropoda; Copepoda; Calanoida; Temoridae. The transcript has 14 exons. The record is from RefSeq and is a predicted model, not a curated record.